Molecule: messenger RNA, 492 nt
Organism: Quercus robur (English oak)
Lineage: Eukaryota; Viridiplantae; Streptophyta; Magnoliopsida; Fagales; Fagaceae
Exons: 1
Coding region: 1-492 (163 amino acids)
Source: RefSeq, a predicted model, not a curated record
AUGAAGACAAACCAAUGCGGCGUCGCACCCAAGAAGCUACGAAGACUCCCCCACGUGUUCGCCAGAGUCCUCGAGCUUCCUAUACGCUCAACCGUCGAUGUUUCAGUUCAAGAAACCUCUGACUCUCUUCGUUUCAUUGUCAGUACCACCACCAACAAUAACAAAGACAAGUCAAAUAUGAACCAAGUGAGAGCUCAUACGAUCAAAAUCUUGCCGGGCAUGACGAAAGUUGUGAUUAAAGGAAUAGGUGGUGGAGAUGAUGAAGAUGAUGAGCUUGAUGUCUGGCGGUUUAGGCUCCCGUCUUAUACGAGACCUGAGAUGACAAGCGCGAGGUUUAGUGGUGGUAAACUUGUCGUCACCGUGCCUAAGGGCAUGGACACAGUGAAUAAUAGUGAUGGUGAUGAUGAUGAUGAUGAUAAUAACAACGGUGAAAGUAAAAUAAAAGAGAAGGGUUGGGGUGGAGGGAGUGGAAGACUGAUUCUUAUACAGUAA